AUGUCCACAGAUGUUUCAUUCAUCAAUUCUACACCUCCUUCAAUCAAUUCAUCUUGUUCCGAUUUUUCUCAAGACAUCAAUUUCUGUUCGGAGACUCCAUUAAAAACAACGAUGGACACAGAGAGAAUAAAACGGUAUAGGAUUUACCUUGGUUUAGACACUUCGGAAAGUACCACAGAGCUCUCACCUCAGUCUUUAAUAGAACACCAAUGUAUGAACACUAAUAUCUGUUAUUGGGAGUAUCUAGCGCUUAUUCAGAAGUAUUACACAUUCGACAAAAAACCCAAAAAGCCAUCGAACAUCGCGCUCUGUGCCUUUUCGACGUCAUUUUUGAAAGCUGUGAGUGGUGGUGAUCGCUACAAAAGUUCGGACUUUACUAAGUACCCUUCCGACAAAAGAAAGGUCUUAGAGGCGAUUGAUACAGACUUAUCACGAAUCACAAAUCGACUCUUUUUUCCCAAAAACUCGAAGUAUAGAAAUGUGUAUUUACUCGCCUCACUUCGAAGAAUAUGUUUCAUCAUUUGUUACACUGAGAAAGGUUGCUUAUAUCGUCAAGGGCUGAUUGACUUGAUAAUACCAUUAUUCACGUUACUUCGCGUUGAAGAUGUUGAAGAGAACCCAAGUGUCAUCCCAUUUUUUGAGCCAUGUGUGUAUCAAUUGGGAUGUUUUGUAUACAAAAUAAUUAACCAAUUUUUUUACAGGCAGAAAGCUUCUGAAUUAUUUGGGAUGGUCGUGUAUGAACGCUUAUUAAAACAUAUUAAACCAGACCUCCAACAGCACUUGCAUGAGAUUAAUAUCCACCCAAUUUAUUACGCAUUUGAACCAAUAUUCACCUUAUGUUCGAGGUAUUUUAAUGAUGGAGAUCUCUUUAAAUUGUUGGACAGAGUAUAUAAUUCCCCACAAUUCUCGUUUAUACAUUUCUUUAUGAUCUCCGUGUUGUUAACAAAACAGUCACAAAUUAUGACCGCAACUGACGAAUGUGAGGCUAUGCCUUUUUUAACACAAUUCUUCCCUCUUGAAGACUUUGAUAGUGUUUUUACUACGGCUGCAGUUUUAUACGAACACAAUAUUGACAAUUACUCAUCGAUUGUAGAGCAACUCAACAUUGAGUGGUCUGCGUAA
Messenger RNA from Entamoeba invadens IP1, 1122 nucleotides. RefSeq lists its product as hypothetical. Gene Ontology annotation, biological process: intracellular protein transport; activation of GTPase activity. NCBI's taxonomy places the organism in Eukaryota, Evosea, Mastigamoebida, Endamoebidae. Bases 1 to 1122 code for a protein of 373 amino acids. The record is from RefSeq and is a predicted model, not a curated record. Gene Ontology annotation, molecular function: GTPase activator activity. The transcript is spliced from 3 exons.